Phaeoacremonium minimum UCRPA7 is the source of this 690-nucleotide messenger RNA. RefSeq lists its product as hypothetical. NCBI's taxonomy places the organism in Eukaryota, Fungi, Ascomycota, Sordariomycetes, Togniniales, Togniniaceae. The record is from RefSeq and is a predicted model, not a curated record. The coding region runs from base 1 to 690 and encodes 229 amino acids. The transcript has a single exon.
AUGUCCACCAAGCGACCUCGUGACGAAGACGGUGACGCAGCAGCCGCCGCGCCCGACACCAAGAAGCCCCGCCACGGCUUCCGCGUCGGCCCAGAGAACCUGCCCGACGGGCCCUGGCGCCGCAAGGUCACCAAGAUCAAGAAGGACCUGAUCCACAAGGCCAAGGUCAAGAAGGCCUUUGCCAAGGUCAAGGCCGCCGAGGAGCAGGAGAAGAAGGCGAAAGACACAGCCGGGAACGAGGACGAGGACAGGGGCGAGCAGGAGGAUGCCGAGCCAGAGGCCCAGAUCCACCCGGAGCGACAGGCCAUGCUGGACGAGCGGGAGCAGCGCCGGCUCGAGCGGGGCGCAGACCCAGACGCACAGGACGGAGAGGACGGAGAGCAGGAAGACGGCCGGACACACCGCCAGCGGAACGGCGGGGGCGCACGGAGACAGCGGCGGGACCCCAGGCGGCCGGGCUACUACGACAAGGCGCUGGAGCAGGCAGAGCAGCGCAAGCAGGAGGCCGAGGCCCGCGCCGCUGAGGCGAAGCGGCGAGAAGACGAGCGGAACCGCAAGGUCGCCGAGAGAGACCGCUAUCGCAGGGCCAUGGCCAAGGCACGCGCGGGCACCCGCAAUGGUCGACAGCGGAAGUUGGGUCGGGAGAGCGGUGUCUUGCUGGACAAGGUGAAGAGACUGGUGGGCCAGUGA